GUCUGUUUUGUGUGAGCUUUAAAUAAGCGCCAAGCGUCAAGAUAAAUCCUCCGUCGCCACGACAUCCGGUGGCGAAUGCGCACACGUGACGACAGCCGCUGUUGGCUCGCGACGAUUUAAAGGGAGAGUUCGUCCCCCGCAUUCGCGUGAAUGCCGAAGUGAACGCACCGUUUUCGUUGCACUCAUGGCCUCCCAGAACAUGGACCCCGCCUCGGCGGCCGCCGCGUCCGGCGCCGCGCUGAAGGGCAGCGAGAGCGGCGGCAGCGCGGCCAGGAGCUCGGUGUCCAAACGGCUGCAGCAGGAACUCAUGACUCUGAUGAUGUCGGGCGAUAAGGGGAUCUCGGCGUUUCCAGAAUCGGACAAUCUCUUCAAAUGGAUCGGGACCAUCGACGGCGCUCAGGGGACGGUGUACGAGGGUCUCCGGUACCGGCUGUCUCUGGAGUUUCCCGCCGGUUACCCGUAUCAGGCGCCGCGCGUGAAGUUCGUCACGGCGUGUUUUCAUCCCAACGUGGACGGACAAGGUUUCAUCUGCCUCGACAUCCUGAAGGACAAGUGGUCGGCGCUCUACGACGUUCGCUGCAUCCUGCUGUCCAUCCAGAGCCUGUUGGGAGAACCGAACAACGAGAGUCCGCUGAACACGACCGCCGCCGAACUCUGGGACGACCAAGAAGCCUUUAAAAGUCAUCUACACUCGACCUUCAAGAAUUGAAGCGGCUCCACAUUUUCUUCUUCUUGUUCUGUCUAUUUUGCCUUCAGUGUUUGUAAAAUAUUUUUAUGUUUGUCCACCUUGCUGUAUCAAUAAAGUUCUUAAUUCAA
Molecule: messenger RNA, 816 nt
Organism: Pseudoliparis swirei
Lineage: Eukaryota; Metazoa; Chordata; Actinopteri; Perciformes; Liparidae
Gene: ube2c
Product: ubiquitin-conjugating enzyme E2C
Exons: 7
Coding region: 185-709 (174 amino acids)
Source: RefSeq, a predicted model, not a curated record